AAUAAAUACUUAAAAUUAAACGUUAUAAAACAAUGGCUAACGAAUUUUAUAAAUAUAUAAGCGUUUAUCGAGUAGCUCAGUGGCGUAGUGGAUUAGCGCCGCGGCCCGUGAUCGUAGUCGUUAAGCAACUUCCGCAAGGGUCGGUCACGGGAUGGGUGACCAAAAAAUUAUUAUCUCGAGCUACUCCGUGCUUCGGAAGGCACGUUAAGCCGUUGGUCCCGGCUGCAUUUGCAGUCGUUAAUACCCUCCAAUCCGCAUUGAGCCCGCGUGGAGGGUUAUGGUCCAUCCUCCUUAACCAUCCAUGAGGAAGGCCUGAGCCCCCGCAGUGGGGACGUAAAAAGGGCUGAUGAUGAUG
Diatraea saccharalis (sugarcane borer) is the source of this 355-nucleotide messenger RNA. The record is from the annotation of a GenBank genome assembly. NCBI's taxonomy places the organism in Eukaryota, Metazoa, Arthropoda, Insecta, Lepidoptera, Crambidae.